Molecule: messenger RNA, 4522 nt
Organism: Bufo gargarizans (Asiatic toad)
Lineage: Eukaryota; Metazoa; Chordata; Amphibia; Anura; Bufonidae
Product: gastrula zinc finger protein XlCGF57.1-like
Exons: 5
Coding region: 90-1946 (618 amino acids)
Source: RefSeq, a predicted model, not a curated record
AGAAGAUCCUAGAACUUACCACCAGGAUCACUGAGCUGCUGAGCGGAGAGGUUCCUAUAAGGUGUCAGGAUGUCGCUGUCUAUUUCUCCAUGGAGGAGUGGGCGUAUUUAGAAGAACACAAGGGUCUGUAUCUGGACAUGAUGGAGACUCACCAGUCCCUAACAUCACCAGAUGGGACCAGUCAGAGGAAUCCCCCAGAGAGAUGUUUCAGAUCGCAGGAUUGUCCAGAAGAAAAGCAGAAUGUCCCACUGGAUCAUCAGGAAAGUUCUGAUAGAACGACGAGUGGACUCAAUAAACCCGGAUCAGUGUCGGUGAUUGGUGAAGAUGGGUUUAGAGUAUAUCAUAAGCAUCUAUCUUUGUAUCAUGAAGAUAAUACCACACAAGAUGAUUCAAAACCUCCUAAUGUACCUUCAGUCCUUCACAGUGGAGAUCUAUCCACCAAUACUGCUGGUCACAAGAAACCUUCAUCUAAUCAAUCACUGACUGGCCGAACAAGAACUAAACAGAAGUGUGGAAAAAUAUUUCCACGUGAGAAAAGUUUUAAAAAGAAAUCUAACAUUUUUUUACAUGAGAAAAAUUGCAGAGACAAAAGGUCAUUUUCAUGCUCAGAAUGUGGAAAAUCUUUUACCAUGAAAUUAAUUUUAGUUGCACAUCAGAGAAGUCACACAAGGAAGAAGCCAUUUUCAUGUCUUGAAUGUGGGAAGUGUUUUAGUCAGAAAUCAGGUUUUGUUAUACAUCUGAGAACUCACACAGGGGAGAAGCCAUUUAUGUGCCCUGAAUGUGGUAAGUAUUUUGGGGUGAAAUCCUUGCUUAUAGACCAUCAAAGAAGUCACACAGGGGAGAAGCCAUUUUUAUGCUCAGAAUGUGGGAAAUCUUUUAGUCAGAAAUCAAAUCUUGCUACACAUCAGAGAACUCACACAGGGGAGAAGCCAUUUAUGUGUCCUGAAUGUGGGAAGUGUUUUGGUGUGAAAUCAAUGCUUAUAAAACAUGUAAGAACUCACACAGGGGAGAAGCCAUUUUCUUGUUCAGAAUGUGGGAAAUCUUUUCGUCAGAAAUCACAUCUUGUGAAACAUCUAAGAAUCCACUUAGGAAAAAAGCUACAUUCAUGUCUUGAAUGUGGAAGGUGUUUUAGUCAUAAAUCAAAUCUUAUUGGACAUCAGAGAACUCACACAGGGGAGAAGCCAUUCUCAUGUCUUGAAUGUGGGAAAUGUUUUAGUCUAAAAUCACAUCUUGUUACACAUCAGAAGACUCACACAGAAGAGAAACCAUUUUUAUGCUCGGAAUGUGGGAAGUGUUUUAGUCUGAAAUCAGGUUUUGUCAGACAUCAGAAAACUCACACAGAAGAGAAGCCAUUUUCAUGUUCAGAAUGUGGGAAAAUUUUUCGUCUGAAAUCACAUCUUGUUACACAUCAGAAAGUUCACGCAGUAGAGAAGCCAUUUUCAUGUCUUGAUUGUGGAAAGUGUUUUCGUCUGAAAUCGCAUCUUGUUACACAUCAGAGAACUCACACAGGGGAGAAGCCAUAUUCAUGCUCAGAAUGUGGGAAGUGUUUUAGUCUAAAAUCACGUCUUGUUAGACAUCAGAGAGCUCAUGCAGGGGAGAAGCCAUUUAUGUGUCCUGAAUGUGGGAAGUGUUUUGGUGUGAAAUCAACUCUUAAAGCACACAUCAGAAGUCACACAGGGGAGAAGCCAUAUUCAUGCUCAGAAUGUGGUAAAAGUUUCAGUAUGAAAUCACAUCUUGUUUCACAUCAGCGAACUCACACAGGGGAGAAGCCAUUUAUGUGUUCAGAAUGUGGGAAGUUUUUUGGUAUGAAGUCAUUGCUUAUAAAACAUCUCAGAGUUCAUACCGGGGAGAAGCCAUUUUCAUGUUCAGAAUGUGGGAAAUCUUUUAGUCAGAAAUCAAGUCUUGGUAAACAUCAGAAAACUCACUCACAGGGAAAGCAAUUGUAAUGCUCAGGUUGUAGGACAUGUGAGAGAAGUAGAGCUUCAUUGUGGGACCUGCUGCCUUAUUAUGCCUUGUGAUGUAUGACUUAAAAGGGUUGUUCGGCAGUGGCGGACUGGCCAUAGAUCUUACAGGGAAAAUUCCCGGUGGGCCGAUGUCCAGGGGGGCGUCUGAGUCCUCCUGCAGGCUGGGUACAUUAUGAUCUGAUGCUCUCAGCAUUUAUUAAUAGUAGGAGCAUCAGGUACUUAUGCACCUGACCAACAGCUGCAACUGCCCUCCUGAACUGAACUGUAUCACUGUCCUCAGGACAGGGAUAGAAUUGAGUACUGUGGCAUGGGCGGUCGUUUUCUGUGCAGCACUGUGGUAUUUAGCUCUGCUGGGGUGGUAUUUUGUGAUGUACUACAGUAUUGUAGGCCCUGUCUACUUCUUUUGUCAGUUCCUACUUGUGUUGCCUUGCCUUCUGUCAAUUUGAACCAGCAUACAACAUGGGGACACUUUUAGUUUUUUUUUUUUUCGGGGCCACUUUAAGUUCCCAGUCUGCCCAUGUUGUCCAUUUUUCCAUAUUGAUGACCUUUCCCAAGGACAGGUCAUCAAUAUCAGAUCGACGAGGGUCUGACUCCCAGAAACCUCAACGAUUAGCUGUUUGUAGAGACUUGCUUUUGUGCGAACACUCAGGUUUCUUCACUGUUUACCUGCAUGCCAACAACACUGCAGUGGCCGUGCAGUCUAGUUAGCGCUAAUCUGUUCCUUUCACUUGAAUGGGGGGGAAGGGGGGUGCAGUUGUAGUUACGUUAAAUGACAGCUACAGUGUCAUUGCCUUGCUUGUAAACAGUGAAGGGACCGCAGUACUCAUUUGAGCAUUGCGAUCUCGUCAAACAACUGAUCACCGGGGGUUCCUUGAGUCAGACCACCACCGAUUUGAUAUUGAUGACCUAUCCCGAGGAAGUCAUCAAAAUGGGAAAUCAAACAACCCCUUGAGGAUACAGUACAGACAGGAGUACUCAGAAGACCUGCACUAAACUAUUGAGAUAUUGGGAUUUCAUGGGCACUGGCAUUGUGCCUGCAAGUGCAGGACCACAGCUCUACUACACAGGUGUCCCAUUUGACUUCAUUCACAUAUAAUGGAAAUAAUAAAGCAAAGAUGUCAUCUUACAGGUCAAAACUUAAGAACAUAUUGCUUUAGGUUGUGGUCAAUGUCCCAUCAGUAUAAUUGACCACAACCUAAAGCAAUAGGGUUUUAUUAACUUAAAAAAUGCGUCUUCCACAUCAUAAUAAACCCUUUCCUAGCAAGGACAUAACGCACUCUUAAUAGAGAUGUCAGGAUCUCAGCCUGUGAAGCAGCUAUUGUGCAAGGCAUCUUGUUUUAAAGCUAACAUUCCUAGCUUAGAAACAAGGCCAAGUUGCUAGCCACCAUACAUCUCAACCCUGUUACAAAUGGUUACCAGUGAAAACUGCAUAUCCGUGCAGGCCUCAUUCCCAGCCCAAUUUCUAAGGACUAUAUCUCUCUUGAUGUGGAACAGUUAGCGAUCCUGGUCUGGAUUUAAAGAUUAGAUUGAUAAAUUUUAAACAAGACUUGGCUGACAUCUCUAGCUGCUACACAGCUUGAGAUAUUCCAAAAUAAUGCAGUUCUCCCCAUCUUCAGCCGAAUGUGAUGUCAGCCAACAUGGAGGAGGAGAUGGGGAACAUGCUGACAGACUGCAGAAGGAAAGACAUUGAUACUCUUUCCUUGUGUAACUGUACAUGACUAUAGAGCGAGGGUAACAUGGACUUAUAUGCAUGUUAUCAACCCACUUUCCCCAUCAAUCAGAAAGCAUACUCCAGACGUUUAACAGCAUCGGGAUCACAGUGCCAAAUUAGUUGCACCAAACACACAAAUAACAAUAAAAUUUCAUAUUUACACUUUCCCUAUGCUGUCUAUACCCAAUCUGUACAGUACAAUAUACAGAUAAUUUCUUUAGUGAUACCCACUCUAUUCUACAGUAAUAACAAUAACGAUUAUCACUAGGGAGGAAUAUCUAAUAUAUGUCUAAUAGAUGGAAAUUAUCAUCAGUCAGAAAAGACAUUUUAACUCACUGUUGCUGUAAAUGAUCUUUUUAGUUAGUGUACCUACGGUAGUUAAAAAAAUCAUCAUGCAGCUUCUGGUAUCAAGAGUAUCUUUCCAGUUCUUCUGAUUUUAUGAAGAUAUGUGCAUGUAAAUUUAGGCCUAAGUUGUAUCUAUGAACUCUGCAUAUGUGGAACUUUAAUUUUUAGGAGGUGUAGUGCAUAUACCUUUCUGCUUGUAUGACACCUUUUCUCACCAGUAUCAACUUUGAUACAAUUUGUAUGAAAAUUAUGCAAAGUUUUAUAAAAGUGUCUGUGUGUAUAAUGUGCCAAGUGUGCUGGAUGUCUACUUUCAGAAAAAACACAAGUAUUCACAAUUGAAUGGUAUUUACCUCUGCGAUGAUCUCUUUGCAUGUUAUAAUAAUUGUAUAAUAUAUUAGGAGAGAUCUUUCCAUAUUGUUACAUCAUAUUUCUAAGUUUUUAUGCAUAAUGCAUGUCUUGUGGUCAAAUUUCCUAAAGAAAAUAUAAAAAAUAAAUGUCCUUA